CGACCGUUUCGUUUUCUGGGGAUUUUCCGGCGGCUCGCCAACUUGCGCCGCCAUUCCCAGGCCUGUGGGAUUAAUUUCCCCACCCAAAAGCUUCUGGCCGUGGGAUUUAAUUUUCCCAAACAAGCUUUUAUUCUCCCAACAGCUGAGAGAGAGAGAGAGAGGUGGUCAAUUUUUCCGGCCAGGGAAUUCCGGCCGUUGUCUGGGCAAUUGUCGGGCAGGGGAAUUCUCCCUUCAUGCUCCAUUAUUUUGAGUUUCGAGAGAGAGAGAUUUUUAUUUUUGAUUUUUUUCUACUGAUCCGGCGACCGGAGGAGACUUUUCCGACGACCGGAGAAGGUUUUUCCGGCGAUAGUGUUGAAUUUGUGAUGUUUGUCGUUUAUUUUGUAAUGUUCGUAAACUUUGUUAUUUUGUAAUGUUUGUGGGUUCUUUUGUAAUGUUUGUAAGCUUUGUUAUUUUUGUGCAACAUGUUUAUCAUUUUUGUCAACCAUGUUUGUAAUGUUUUUUAUGUCUAAAAACAACCUGGUUGACUUUUGGAUGGAACUCCUCUAUAUAGAGAUGAAGCCUCCAAAGUCAACCCGGGUGUUUUUCGAGUUUGUAUGAAUUUUUGGUCUAGUUUGUCAUUUUUGUCCACAAUGUUUGUAUGUCUAAAAAACACCCGGGUUGACUUUGGGAAGGAGCCCCUCUAUAUAGGGAUGGAGUCUCCAAAGUCAACCUGUGUGUUUUUUCAGUUCGUAUGGAUUGUCGGUCUAGUUUGUCAUUUUUGUUCACCAUGUUCGUACUGUUUGUAUGUCUAAAAAACACCCGAGUUGACUUUGGGAAGGAGACCCUCUAUAUAGGGAUGGAGCCUCCAAAGUCAACCUGGUUGUUUUUUCUUUUUGUAUGGUUUGUAUUGUUUGUCGGUCUAGUUUGUAUUUUUUGUACAGUUCAUAUGUUUGUAAUGUUUAUAAAUCUGUUUGUAUGUUUUGUCGCUCUAGUUUGUACUGUUCGUAUGUUUGUAUGGUUUGUACUGAUUGUAAGUCCGGCUUGUAUACUUCGUAAUUUUCCAUAAUAUCCAAACUAUCCCUGUCAUUAAUUAAAUAUCCCUUCCCACUUUUUAACCAUCAGAUUGAUGUGUCCAGAUCUAAGGGUUGGGAGGGGCUUAGUCAAGUGCCUAAACAUCCCCCUUAAUCACCGAAUCAGCACUCUGUGGAUGGUUUAGGCAAAGCCGCACAUUGCGAUACCCACAUACAGGUUGGUCCAAACUAUUCCUUUCUAAUUGCCAAAAUUAAACUGAUAUUCUCAUGAGACCUCGUCAACAAAAAGCCGACAUCCCUCUCUACAUCUUUUCCCCUGGCGGACCGUACCUUUCUCUUUCACUAAUUAUUAUCGUCUCCAUUCCGCCAAUCCGAUUCUUCUGUACCUGCAUCGAAUCUUCGGCGCUAUCCAUCCUCCUCUUUCGCUUGCGGCCUCAGAAGCAUAGCUUAGCCUGCAAGCGCACUCUCGAAUUCGAGAUUUUCUCUGUAGCCGCCGAGCCGCGACUUGUUUUGUUUUCAUCGUGUUUGUUCGUCCUCUUCCCUAUUGGGUUUGGUUAAGCAGAGCAGCAACCAUGGCGGGUCAGGGGACAGGAGGGAGGGGAGGCAGAGUUGUCGGGGACUACAUGGUUGGCAGGCAAAUCGGGUCGGGUUCCUUCUCCGUGGUCUGGCAUGCUAGGCACCGGGUGCAUGGCACGGAAGUGGCGAUAAAAGAGAUUGUUACUGGUAGACUUAACAAGAAGUUGCAGGAGAGUCUCAUGUCGGAGAUCUUCAUCUUGAAGCGGAUUAAUCAUCCUAACAUCAUUUCCCUUCACGAUAUUAUCGAGGUUCCCGGCAGAAUACACAUUGUAUUGGAAUACUGCAGAGGGGGCGAUCUUUCUAUGUACAUUCAACGCCAUGGAAGAGUGCCAGAAGCACUUGCUAAGCAUUUCAUGCAGCAAUUAGCUGCUGGCUUGCAAGUUCUCCGUGAUAAUAAUCUCAUACAUAGAGAUUUAAAACCACAGAACCUCCUGCUGUCCACCAAUGACAACAAUGGCAUACUAAAAAUGGCAGAUUUUGGGUUUGCUAGAUCUCUUCAACCAAGAGGCCUUGCUGAAACCUUGUGUGGUUCACCCCUUUACAUGGCUCCAGAAAUAAUGCAACUUCAGAAGUAUGAUGCAAAGGCAGAUCUCUGGAGUGUUGGUGCCAUCUUAUUUCAACUUGUAACUGGGAAAACCCCAUUCACUGGGAGCAACCAAUUGCAGUUACUCCAGAAUAUCAUGAAAUCAACUGGAUUGCAAUUUCCACCAUAAGUUAAUUUGAGUACUGAGUGCACAGAUUUAUGCUACAGAUUGCUGCGUCGAAAUCCAGGUAUCCCAUUCAUACCAACUUGAAAUGGGAAAUACCUUCUCAUGUUUACUGAAAGAGCAACUUAUAGCACCAAGUCCUAUUUGGUGUACACGGAAAAUAUUCCUCGUUAAUUUUAUCUUUCAAUCUAACAUUUAGCAGAUUUUGUGGCCUAAGAACUGGAGUAAUUACUGUAUUUGUAGACUAUUUUUUAAAGUAUCAGGUAGAGAAUCAUUUUAUUAGUAUAUUGAUCUUUGGGAAAUUUUAGAAUCUCAAUUUGCAUUUGUAAGUUGUAACUUAGCUUCACUUUUGUACAUACAGUGGAACGGUUGACUUUUGAGGAAUUCUUUAACCACCCAUUUCUUUCUCAGAGGAGAGCAGAUGAAUCAUUGAGGUAUCUCUUGUAGAAGUUCAGUCUGCUUGACCAUAAUGCAUCUCUCCUCUCAGCUUCUAAAACAAGUUUUGUCAGGGCUCAGAGACCUUCAAGAUUUGCAGAUGGCUUCUCACCGUCUGAUACUAAUUCCCUUGGGAAAAGCAGUCCUCAGGAGGAUUGUCUGCCAUUUUUUCUGGAUGAUGAUUCUAGUGGUCCUGAGGGUAGUCUUGCUUUCUCUACUAGGAACUCAUCAAUCAAGACCACUUAUGGAUUUUCUCUUGACACUAGAGCUGAUGAAAGGGAUGCAAAAUUUAAUGCUUUAAAUAAUGUAGAUAUUACACCUUCAGGGCAUAUCUCUGUCAGAUACCCAUCUGGUAAUUCUAUAGCUAGGCCCACUAUCAAUAAACUUUUGGAUGAAAAUCAAAGUGAAACUUCAAAGACGGCAGCGCCAAGGCCAGUGAGCAGCAUCAGGCCGAGAGGUAACUGAGACAUGUCUAGACCCAUGACUUAUAAUUAUCUUUAUACAAUGCCGUAUUGCUAUCCAGUCGUUGAUUCCUGAUUUCUUACACAUCAUAUGGUUCAUGCAGUCGUGGAUUCUCUAGAGUCGAUUGAUCUUGAUUAUGUUUUGGUUUCUGGACCACCUUUGGAUGUGUCUUCUUCUUUGGCUGGCAAUUCCAAACCUAGCCAGAUACCUUUUAAAUCUGAGAGUGCCCCUCAAACAUCGGGCCAUAUAAUACCUAGACCUAGCGCCCUUGUUCCUUUAGUUGGAACUGGCAAUCCUACUACUCUUGCCCGCAUUGCAAGCAUCGAUAGUCCAGGCUCUGCUCCUCGCACUUCCCAAGGAUCUACAGAUAUAGGACGUUCCCUAGAGCAGCCAUCACCUGACUGCAUGACCAGGAUAAAGUCUUUGAAGCAGUGCGCAUCGACCAUAACUGAACUUGUCCAAGAAAAGGUAACAUAUUCGACAUGUCCUCUAUCAUGGGUAUGUUAGGCUCUGCUUAGUUCAACUGAUAUGAGGUCAUUGGGUGUAGUUGUCGACUGGAGCAAAGAUUAGAAAUGAAAGUGUGCGAACAAAUUAUUGCAAUAAAUACUCUUUUUUGAGCAGUUAUUGAAGUACUUGAUUGGUGUGGAAUUACUUGGUCCCUGAAGCUUAUUGCGUUUUUGAGAAGAGAAACGGGUUGAAUUGGAAAUGAAGAAAAUAAUAGAGUAAAGUAGGGUCCAUAUGAUUUUAAAAUUAGAUGUUAAAGAUAAAAGUUGGUUAUUUGAUUAACUGAUGCCCACUGGUCGGAAUCAAGUGUAUAGUCUAUGGAAAUCACAAGACUUUACCGUGACUCCGUGAGUUCUGAAUUAUGUGAGGUCUUUCCUUAAAAGUAUAGUACUGCUUUCUUAUCAGCACUUAGUUGUUGAAUAGAUCGAGGCUGGCAGACAUUUGGAAGCUUUCUCAAUCCAACUUGUCAUACUUGCAAUUUGGAAGCAAGCCUUGCAUAUAUGCCAUGCUCAGGCUGCUUCAGCCAUUGAAGGAAGUCCAAGCCAGGAAAACAUAAGAUUGAUGAGGAGAAGCAGCAGUAAGAUUAAACAUGGUACAUCAGAGAUGGAAUGUUGUUCUGAUGAUAUUGGGCCGGAGAUAAACACCACUCAUAUUGAGAGAGAUUUUCUUCGGGAGGUUGAGCAUGCCGAGGAACUUGCCAAUGCUAUUGAACCUGGUAUGUUUUUUUAUUAUAAAAAAAGUGUGAUGCAUAGCUGCAGUUUUCCCAAUUUACCUCAGUAACCUGGAACUGUUCAUGACAUGCAAACCCUGUGCUCUUUUAUUUUAUAGUUUUAAGGCUCGUCAAUAUAACUUUCCUGGUUUAAUGCACUUAUAGGCUGCACUAAUAGAUGUAGAGACUGUUGAGUUAGGAAGCUGUUUGCGUGUAAGGGAUCUGUUUGGCCCAGCAAAGCCCUGGUUAAGAAAAGCAAUUGAGCAUC
Messenger RNA from Linum trigynum, 4671 nucleotides. NCBI's taxonomy places the organism in Eukaryota, Viridiplantae, Streptophyta, Magnoliopsida, Malpighiales, Linaceae. The record is from the annotation of a GenBank genome assembly.